UUUGAUGGUGGUAUGUUCUUGAAUAUACUAGGAGGAUUAUAUGAACUUGGAGACAUUAGAGACUCGCUUGCAUAUCCUGAUCAGACGUCCUUCUCAGAAUAAUCAUAACCAACAAUAUUCACAAGUUGUCAAUUCUUCUUCUUCUGUUGGAACAAUGAUUCCAACUCCUGUUAUGCCUCAAAGCAGUAAUCCAAGCAUGAUGGCAACAUCCUCCAUGGACUCUUCCGUAAUUGUUACCAAUGGAGGCAAUGGAAUUGCUGCUUCUGCUCUCAACAAUGGAAAUGCAUUGUCAUAUGGGUCGUUGUCUAAUAUGCAUCAACAGUCAUCUACAAAUUUUUCAAUCAAUCCCAUUACGAACAUGUUACAACCAUCAACUGAUUUACAAAGAAUGUCAAGCCAUAUGAUCCUUACACCAGGAUUUAAUAAUAACAAUAAUCAGUCAUCCAUGAACUUGGAACCUCCCAAUGGUUCUAAUGGAUUUUCAAAUGCUGAAGCUACAAUAAUGUCACAAUCAGUACAACAAAAGCAUCAUGUUGGUGGUCAGAACAGCCGUAUACUGCAGAAUCCUGGAAGCCAUUUUGGUGCUGGUAUGAGAUCUGUUGUGCCGCAGAACUCUUAUGGGUUCCCUAAUGGAGGUUUAGGUGGUGGUUUUGGUGCAGUAGGAAAUAAUAUGCAACUAGUUAAUGCUCCUGGAACUUCUGAAGCCUACUCAAAUGCCACACCUUAUGGGCAAGAUAACAUCUUACAAUCGCAGUACCACCAACAAUUUCAGCAGCAGCCUAAUCAGUUUCAACAUCAACAAUUCAUCCCGCACCAACAACAGAGGCGACAAAAUCAGCAGUCCCAUAUUUUGUUGAGAAAUGAUAGUUUUGACCAAUCUCACCUGUUAUCUAAUGUAGGAAGCCAACAGAAAUGGCUAUUGUUUAUGUGGCAUGCUCGUGGAUGCAAGACUCCAGAAGAGGAAUGCCCUGAAGCUUACUGCAUAAUGGCUAAGAAACUCUGUAGGCACAUGGACAUGUGCAACAACUCCCAAUGUGUUUUUUCACUCUGCAUUGCUACCAAUAAGUUGAUCAAUCAUAACAAUCAGUGCAGGGACCCAGAAUGUCCUGUUUGUAUUCCAGUUAGGAGAAUUUUGGAAAUGCACCAAAAAGCUGGGGAACAUUCAGAUGUGAAUUCUGAAGUGCAACGUUCAGUUGGUGGGAUUUGCAAACCCUCUAGUGGUGGAAAUGCAUUUUUUAAGCCAGCUCCACUAUUUGUUGAUGCUUCUGAAGAUAGACAACCUUCUUCAAAACGCAUAAUGCUAGAGACAAAACAUGGUAUAGAUCAUCCAACUUGUAAUACUUGCAUGCCAGUGAAACCUGAGGGGUCUGGAGUGAAGGGACCUUUCCGUGGAGAGUCUCACUCAAAACAUGGUCUAGAUAAUCCAACUAUUAAUACUUGCAUGCACCAAAAAUCUGGGGAACAUUCAGAUGUGAAUUCUGAAGUGCAACGUUCAAUAGACAACCUUCUUCAAAACGCAUAA
Molecule: messenger RNA, 1522 nt
Organism: Impatiens glandulifera
Lineage: Eukaryota; Viridiplantae; Streptophyta; Magnoliopsida; Ericales; Balsaminaceae
Product: histone acetyltransferase HAC1-like
Exons: 3
Coding region: 41-1522 (493 amino acids)
Biological process (GO): positive regulation of transcription by RNA polymerase II
Cellular component (GO): histone acetyltransferase complex; transcription regulator complex
Molecular function (GO): chromatin DNA binding; transcription coactivator activity; histone acetyltransferase activity
Source: RefSeq, a predicted model, not a curated record